Aureobasidium uvarum is the source of this 1380-nucleotide messenger RNA. NCBI's taxonomy places the organism in Eukaryota, Fungi, Ascomycota, Dothideomycetes, Dothideales, Saccotheciaceae. The record is from the annotation of a GenBank genome assembly.
AUGUUGUUCCACCCUCUCAUUGCUGCGACUCUUCUGAGCGCCAUCACAGCUGUUGCUUCACCGACAUGGUCUGCUCAGCAAGAAUUCACCAAGUCUCUACCAAAGAGCGUCUCCAAGCACCAAGGGACACGUCCAAAGACCGACAUCUCUCCUAAGAAGCCUUUCAAGCCCUUCCCUUCUUCGCCUUCCAGGAACAGAGUCUGCUACGUCAGCUCUCACAAUGACGGCGUUACAGAUGACUCCGACUACAUUCUUUCUGCUAUCAACAAGUGCAACAACGGUGGUCAUGUCAUCUUCUCGCAAGGUCAGAAGUACGUGAUUGGUACAGCAUUGAACCUGACCAACCUCAAUCACAUCGAUCUCGAUAUCCAAGGAUACGUUCAGUUCACCAAUGAUACCGACUACUGGCAAGCAAACGCCUUCAAGCAGGUCUUCCAAAACGCCACGACAUUCUUCCAGCUUGGUGGAAAUGAUGUGAAUGUCUAUGGUGGAGGUUUCCUUAAUGGCAACGGUCAAGCCUGGUAUGACUUGUAUGCUCAGAACAUCUACAUCUUGAGACCCAUUCUCUUUGGUGUUGUUGGUCUGCACAACUCGACCAUCCAAAACUUGAAUCUGCGCUACAGUCCUCAGUACUACAAUUGGGUCGCCAACAGCACCAAUGUCUUGUUCUCGAACAUUUCUAUUUCGGGAUCCAGUCAGAGCAAGAACGUGGCCAAAAACACUGAUGGAUGGGAUACCUACCGCAGCGACAACAUCGUCAUCCAGAACUCAGUAAUCAACAACGGUGACGACUGUGUCUCGUUCAAACCCAACAGCACAAACAUCCUUGUUCAAAACCUGCAAUGCAACGGCAGCCACGGCAUCAGUGUCGGCUCUCUCGGACAAUACCCCACCGAAACCGACAUUGUGGAAAACGUCCUCGUCUACAACAUCUCAAUGUCCAACGCCAGCGACGGCGCUCGCAUCAAAGUCUGGCCCGGCUCCCCCGCCGCCCUCUCCGGCGAUCUCCAAGGCGGUGGCGGCAAAGGUCGCGUCAACAACAUCACCUACGACACCAUGAGCAUCAACAAUGUCGAUUACGCCAUCGAAGUCACUCAAUGCUACGGUCAGAAGAAUUUGACAGCUUGCAAUGAGUUCCCGUCCAAGUUGACCAUUUCGAAUAUCGUCAUGAAGAAUAUUCAUGGCACUACUAGCUCAAAGUACAACCCUAUCUCGGGAUAUGUUGUUUGUAGCAGCCCGAGUGUUUGCACCAACAUCAAAUUGUCGGAUAUCAAUGUUAGCAGCCCGAAUGGUACAGUCAAUGAGUUUUCUUGUGGCGAUGUGGAUGAGAGUCUGUUGCAAGGUAUUCAGUGUACUACCAUCAACAAGGGGUACAACUGA